Molecule: messenger RNA, 1649 nt
Organism: Engraulis encrasicolus (European anchovy)
Lineage: Eukaryota; Metazoa; Chordata; Actinopteri; Clupeiformes; Engraulidae
Gene: ptger1a
Product: prostaglandin E receptor 1a (subtype EP1)
Exons: 4
Coding region: 330-1526 (398 amino acids)
Biological process (GO): positive regulation of cytosolic calcium ion concentration; adenylate cyclase-activating G protein-coupled receptor signaling pathway; inflammatory response
Cellular component (GO): plasma membrane
Molecular function (GO): prostaglandin E receptor activity; thromboxane receptor activity
Source: RefSeq, a predicted model, not a curated record
GAGUUUCCAAGUGCACGAGAUGGAAUAGAAGCUUCACGUGUCAAUUCCCAGACCUGCAAAACGCCAAGAAGAAAAUGGGAUAAAUUAAAACCAGACUUAAUUGAUUAAAAUGGUGCAGGGUAAACACAGUUGAGGACUUGUGUUUGCGUAAACCUCGCCGUGCGCGUUUGGAUUAUUUCGAGGUGUUCUUUGGAUAAAACACGUUGGAGACAACGGCAGAGGAGAAUCGUCCGUGACUCCUCAGCGUGGAUAUUCCUUUCCAGGGGAUACAGUAAAUAAUGUAUCCCUUCUGGUUGACGGACGUCUCCGGCCUAAAAGCCCCGUGAGUGAUGUUAUCGGUGCACCACUGCAACUGCUCAUCGGGCCCCCUCAUCGGACCUCCGUCGCUCCAGCUGACAGCAGCAGGAGGAGGAGGAGAAGAGGAGGACAGGGCGGCCAUGUCCGCCCUCUCCACAGAUCACCACCAGGGCACCAUCAACAUCACCCUGGAUAACAAGCCCCCGGCCAGUGGCAUCAUCGUGGCCGGUCUCUCCAUGACGCUCGGCGUCCUCUCCAACAUUGUGGCGCUCAUCAUCCUGGCCAACGCCACCAAGCACGUGCGCCGGCGCUCCAAGGCCACCUUCCUGCUCUUCGCCACCUCCCUGGUGGCCACCGACUUCGCCGGCCACAUCAUCCCCGGCGCCCUGGUGCUGCGGCUCUACUUGGCGGGCGGCGCCUAUCCGCAGGACUACGACUCGUCCGACCCGCUGUGCCAGUUCCUGGGCGGCAGCAUGGUGUUUUUCGGACUCUGCCCGCUGUUCCUGGGCUGCGCCAUGGCUGCCGAGCGCUGCCUGGGCGUGACGCAGCCUCUGUUGCAUGCGCGCCUGGUCAGCACCACGCGCACCAAGUUGUCCCUCUCGGCGGUGUGGUUGGCGGCAUUGUGCGUGGCCCUACUACCCUGCUUUCAGCUGGGCUCGUAUAAGUACCAGCACCCGGGCACGUGGUGCUUCAUCAACGUCUUUGAGGACACGCGGCAGGCCGAUGUGGCGUUCGUGAUGCUGUUCUCGGGCCUGGGGCUGGCGUCGCUGGCGGUGGCGUUUGUGUGCAACACCAUCAGCGGGCUGACCCUGGUGCGGGCGCGGGUGCGGAGGAAUUCGUCAUACAUGGGCCACCACCGGCGCACGUCGGCCAAGUCGCACGACAUCGAGAUGGUGGUGCAGCUGGUGGGGAUCAUGGUCACUUCCUGUAUAUGCUGGAGCCCCCUGCUGAUCUUCGGGCUGAUGACGGUGACCCACUCGUACGGCGACCGCAUCGGCGACGACCUGGCCACCUACCGCACGCUGAUGAUCAUGGGCGUCCGCCUGGCCUCCUGGAACCAGAUCCUGGACCCCUGGGUCUACAUCCUGCUGCGCCGCGCCGUGCUGCGCAAGAUCUACAUCAUCACCAAACGGCAGGCCGACCUCAAGGCCAGCACGCUGCGGCGCUGGGAGAUCGGCUCCUUCCCCAGUUCCGAGAAGACCGCCGCCACCGCCGUCAAGAAGGUCUGAGACAGCCAUGCGAAAACACAGAAACAAGCAAGCAAACAAGUGUUUGUGGCCCAAAGCAGCUCAAAGUGGACCGCCAUCAAUAAGGUCUGAUGCAGGACUGGACCUGGGACAAAAAAAAAUCAG